UCCCAACAAUUUGUAGGUCUCGUUCCCCGUUCCACUUGCUUGCUGAUCCCGGCGCUAACUCGUUGCCUCACCAAUCUACUCAGGAGCCGCUUUUUUGGAGGCCGUGCGCUCCGUCUGCCUGGCCGGCGACAAACCCUCGACCCCCACUGAGAGAAUGUACGAUGCUGUCUUUCAGAUCUUUCAAAGCAGCAGCUCUUUGGAGCUAACCAUUGCAAGUUUCCAUCUCUUAAUGGAGCUGGGCAAGCAAUAUCCAAGAGUAUAUUUGACAAAUUCUGGUUCCCAUCCAACUCUAGUUAUAGUUAAAGAGUCAUGGUCACCAUUUCUCCUUGGCAACAAUGUAGCUUCUGGUGAGCUUGGGAGAAACACCAGUCGCUCAGAUCACCUCUUUGAUUCUUUGAGAUUUUCUUUGUUGACCGAAGCUAUGGUUGAAGCAUCGAAUGACACAGGUGCUAAUAAUGGGCUUAAGGUAAAUCCCUGAUGGUCUCUAACUCCAGAGAAUAUUGGAAAAGU
Triticum dicoccoides is the source of this 510-nucleotide messenger RNA. Its product is annotated as negative regulator of systemic acquired resistance SNI1-like. The transcript is spliced from 5 exons. Gene Ontology annotation, cellular component: nucleus; Smc5-Smc6 complex. Gene Ontology annotation, molecular function: transcription cis-regulatory region binding. Gene Ontology annotation, biological process: DNA damage response; negative regulation of DNA-templated transcription; negative regulation of systemic acquired resistance. The record is from RefSeq and is a predicted model, not a curated record. Lineage: Eukaryota; Viridiplantae; Streptophyta; Magnoliopsida; Poales; Poaceae. Bases 155 to 478 code for a protein of 107 amino acids.